Molecule: messenger RNA, 2313 nt
Organism: Syzygium oleosum
Lineage: Eukaryota; Viridiplantae; Streptophyta; Magnoliopsida; Myrtales; Myrtaceae
Product: heavy metal-associated isoprenylated plant protein 32-like
Exons: 3
Coding region: 337-1899 (520 amino acids)
Molecular function (GO): metal ion binding
Source: RefSeq, a predicted model, not a curated record
GCGCCCCAAAGCAGCUCCACUGUCGAGUGACCGAAGCUUGAACUUCACACUUCACUGCUCUCUCUCUCUCUCUCUCUCUCUUUCUCUCUGAGGCUGAGCCUUUCUUGGAUUCCAAAGCUCUUUGCUCGAACGAGCUACAGAGCCAUUCCUUCCUUCCUCUCUCUCUCUCUCUCUCUCUGUCACUCGCGCAGACGCAUUUGCCUUUGCUUCUUGCGAGAGCCCGGAAGGAAAGAGCAGGGGUUUUUCUCUCGUUGAGCUCCUCCUGUUCCUCGGAUCUGUGGAGCAACAUUCCUCUCCCCCCUACAUUGUUGUGUCCAUCUGCUCUAAUUCCAAGUCAUGAGUAAAGAAGAGAUUUUGAAGAUCCAGACCUGCGUGCUGAAAGUGAACAUACACUGUGAUGGAUGUAAGCAGAAGAUCAAGAAAAUCUUGCAGAAGAUUGACGGUGUGUUCAAAACCACCAUAGACUCAGAGCAGGGUAAAGUGACGGUUGCAGGGAAUGUAGACCCAGCUUUGCUCAUCAAGAAGCUGGCAAAAUCAGGAAAACAUGCAGAGAUUUGGGGUGCUCAAAAGCCCAACAACAAUAACAAGAACAACAACCAGAGCCAUCUCAACAACCAGCUCAAGAACAUGCAAAUCGACAAUGGCAAAGUGGGUGGCAACAACAAGGCCCAAAAGGGUGGGAACAACAACAACAACCAGCCAAAGGGAGGUCAACAUCAACAAUUUCCAAACUUGCAACAGCUCCAGCAACUCCAACAGAUCAAAGGGUUUCAAGAUCUGAAGCUGCCUCAGUUCAAGGACCUGAAGAUGCCUUUCAAGGACCAGAGCCAGGGCCAGAGCCAGAAGACAGUGAAGUUCAAUUUGCCUGAGGAGGAUUUGUGUGACGAUGAUUUUGAUGACGAGUAUGAUGACGAUGAUGAGGACUAUUAUGACGAGUUUGACGAUGCUCUGGAUGAUGCACACCAGCAUCUCAGUAGAAUGAAGCCCAUGAUGGGGAGUGGGCAGGGGCUCCUGGGUCAAAAUUUCAUGUUCAAUGGGAUGAUGAAUGGUAAUCAUCCACAGAUGAUGAGUGCGCAGACGGGAGGGAAUGCUGGUGGAAAUGGAGGGAAGAAAGGCGGUGGGGGCGGCGGCGGCGGAGGUGGAGGUGUGGCGUUGCCUGCUCAGGUGAGUGGUGGUGGAAAUGGUGGUAAGAAAGGAAAAGGUGGUGGUGGAGGAAAUCAAAAUCAAGCUGGUGGAGGUGGUGGGAAAAAUGGAGGUGGAGGAUUGCCUCAAGAUGCCAAAACUGGUAAUAAUGGUGGUGGUGGUGGGUCUAAUAACAAGAGUGGUCAAAAUGGUGGUCAUAAUGUCAACAACAGUAAUGGCAAAAAGGGAGGAGGGGGCGGCGGCGGCAGUGGCGGAAAGAACGAAGGGUUGAACCCUAUGAACAAUGGUAAUUUCCACAUAGGGGGACCAAAAGGCGUGGCCAUGGGAAAUGGAAAUUUAGGGCAAAUGGGCGGAAUGAAUAUCCCGAUUGGCCAAAUGGGCAAUUUAUCCGUGGGUCAAAUGGGCGGCAUCCCGGCCGUUCAGGGCCUGCCCACUGGCGGAGCCGGUGGCGGCUCUUACUUUCAAGGUGCUACCGGACAGGCAGUCAUCCCGGGCAACCCGUAUCUCCAGCAGCAGCAACAGCAGCAGCAGCAACAACAGCAACAACAACAACAAUACUUAGCCGCCUUAAUGAAUCAACAACGGUCGAUGGGCAACGAGCGGUUCCAACCCAUGAUGUAUGCCCGGCCGCCUCCGGCAGUCAACUACGCGCCGCCUUACCCUUAUCCGUACCCAUAUCCAUACCCGCCCCCACCGGGGGAUCAGUACACCCACUUCUUCAGUGAUGAGAACACAUCAAGCUGCAAUGUGAUGUGACGGAGCUCCCGAAAGAGGAGCGCCGCCACCCAUGGCGGGCGGUUCUGCGGUUGAUGGAGGUGGACCUUUCGCUUGAGAGUGGGAAGAAUGAAGGAUUGUGCACAAUGGAAAUGGUUCUUAUCUUGACCAUGACCAGAAGAAGCUAACUGAAGCUUGCUUGUCAGUGGGAUCAUUGUCAUAAAAUGGCAGAAGCUGAUUUAAUUAUGAUGAAGUUCUAGUGAACUUUGAGGACUUGAAGGCUUAGUGGGCUUGCUUUUGUUUGUUCAUAUAUGUUUAUAUGCUGCGAACAGAAUAAGAUGUUUUUGGAGAAGGGGAGUUAGGGUAAAAAAGUGCACCCAUCUCUCUCCCGAUCUCUCUUCCAUACCCCUUCAUGUUUCCUGCAAUCGAUCAUAAUGCCAACAUGUCAUUCUAGCA